UGGAUCUCCAACUCUCUUCCUUCCCGAUCCUUUCGAUCAUCAUUUUAUUUAUUCUAAUGGUGCUGAAGAUGGUUAUGAGACCUAAAUCAAGUUCAAAUCUGCCUCCGGGGCCGUGGAAGCUACCUUUUAUUGGAAAGUUACGUCAGUUAGUACUAAAUCUACCACAUGGGGCGCUACGAGACUUGGCCAAAAAGCAUGGACCCUUGAUGCACCUUCAAUUUGGGGAGGUACCAACAUUGGUUGUUUCCUCGGCAGAGUAUGCAAAAGAGGUAAUGCAAACUCAUGACAUUACUUUUGCUUCGAGGCCUCGUCUAAAUGCUCUGAAAAUACUAGGAGGAGAAGAGGCCACAUCACCUAUAUUCUUUGUUUGGUAUUCUCUUAUUUAAGACUUGAGCUUCAUUGAGGAUUCCUUUGAUGCAACCAAACAAGACUUAGUAAAAAAAAGAUUUUUAUUUGAUUCUUGGAGCUAAAAUGGAGGGGACAAGAUUGCAUAGUACAAGACAUCCAAUGGCUUAGAAUUAAAGGCUCAAAUUUGAAGGUUCAUAUGGAUCCAAUGGCUGCUCUGCAAAGAAGCAAAGUUCUCAACUUUGAAGACAUCCUCCAACGGUUGGGAUAUGGGUGGCUAGGAUUAGUUUGUUCAAAAACAUCAAGGGCCAAGAUGAAGUCAUGAAUGGAAGACCAAGAUUGAAAGAUUGAGAAUUGAUCCAAGGGUGGAGAAUGUGUAGAGACAAAUUGAAAAUUAGGGUUCUAUCUCAUUCUAGUGUUCUACACAUGGAGAGCAAAUUGAAAAAUAUCUUUGAGAGAAAUUCUUGCUAUCGAAUUCAUCAAUCAUGAAGCUUACUUGCUAUUGCUAUUUCAAUCUUUAUCAUCAAGUGAAAGAUCUUUUCCAUUCAAGUCUCUACACUGAAGGACUUCUCACUACUCUUGCUUUUGUAAAAAAGGAAGUUCCUACAUAUUUUAGGCUUUGCCUACUUACAAUCAAAACCUCUCUUGCUCUUAAAAUCAUAUCCUAUCCUUGAGAGUGUUGUAUGUUGGGGGUUUAAUUUAUUUUAGUGAA
Messenger RNA from Tripterygium wilfordii, 1057 nucleotides. RefSeq names its product cytochrome P450 71D11-like. The coding region runs from base 57 to 386 and encodes 109 amino acids. The transcript has 2 exons. Lineage: Eukaryota; Viridiplantae; Streptophyta; Magnoliopsida; Celastrales; Celastraceae. The record is from RefSeq and is a predicted model, not a curated record. Gene Ontology annotation, molecular function: oxidoreductase activity, acting on paired donors, with incorporation or reduction of molecular oxygen; iron ion binding; heme binding.